Penicillium cataractarum is the source of this 1083-nucleotide messenger RNA. Its product is annotated as putative cAMP receptor-like protein. Gene Ontology annotation, cellular component: plasma membrane. The record is from RefSeq and is a predicted model, not a curated record. NCBI's taxonomy places the organism in Eukaryota, Fungi, Ascomycota, Eurotiomycetes, Eurotiales, Aspergillaceae. The coding region runs from base 1 to 1083 and encodes 360 amino acids. Gene Ontology annotation, molecular function: G protein-coupled receptor activity. Gene Ontology annotation, biological process: cell surface receptor signaling pathway; adenylate cyclase-activating G protein-coupled receptor signaling pathway. The transcript is spliced from 3 exons.
AUGCCGCCCUCGCCGGAACAGCUAUCUGCGAUUUCCAUCACGGAACGUGUCUGCUCGGCCGUCUCGCUGGUUGGCACUUUCGUGAUUGUCGCGACGUUUAUCGGAUCGCGAUCGUUUCGGAAGCCGAUUAAUCGCUUGGUGUUUUAUGCCUCUUGGGGCAAUAUUAUGGCUAAUAUAGCCACGUUGAUUUCUCAGUCGGGUAUCCAUGCUGGCGUGGGUAGUCCGCUUUGUCAAUUUCAAGCCUUUUUAAUUCAAUGGUUCAUGCCGGCAGACGCCCUGUGGACAUUCGCAAUGGCCUGUAACGUCUACUUGACCUUCUUUCACAAGUAUAACUCGGAUCAGCUACGCCAGCUAGAGUGGAAGUACAUUAUCGGCUGUUACGGUUUACCAUUUAUUCCGGCCUUUAUAUACUUUUUUAUCCACACCCCAGCGCGUGGCCGGGUAUACGGCUCGGCGAUUCUAUGGUGCUGGGUCGCUCGUCCAUGGGAUUUCCUCCGACUAGCAACCUUCUACGGUCCGGUCUGGUUCGUCAUUUCACUCACCUUCGCCAUCUAUCUACGCGCCGGCUCGGCGAUAUACCAAAAACGACGGGAACUACGAUCACUGGAUAAUUUCGACUCCCUCGAUACAGAGAUAGGCACCCAUGCCCCAUUAGUCAAUCUCGCCGGUAUCCAGGUAACCAGUGAAAUCGCAUGUUCUGAGCCAGAACGCCGGUCUGUCGCAGUUCCCAAUGUCGAUAUCCGAGUUCCCGCCCGUAGCUUCUCAUCCUCUAAUUUCUCUCCGUACUCUGUCACUAUUGAGGGUGGCAUGGUGGAUCCGAUUAGCAUGUAUCAGAACUCAGAAGAACGGCUUUCAUCUAUUCAGGCUUCGAGCUCGAAGCAAGAUCCGAGAUUGUCGAUGUCUCUGAAAACGUCUCGUUCUGACGGUAUGGAGACGUACUCUCAGCGCCGCGGGAUUAAUAGGGAGGCUACUUCAGCGGCGUGGGCUUAUACCAAGUAUGCGAUGUUAUUUUUUAUCGCGCUGCUUGUGACGUGGGUAAGUUAUCUUCCUCGGGCAAUCGCUGCUCAAUUUUAUCGGGGCUAG